AUGGUACAUGACCGUCAUCUCUAUGCCUUGCGCAGUUUACCAUUUCUUGUCACCUAUGGAAAUGUAUUGGUGAUUCUUAAUUUUAUUGUGGGUCUGAAUCUUUCACAAGAGGAAUUAUUUCCAGGAGUUGCAACUUCAUUACUUAUUGACUUAGAUUUGAAACCUUAUUCUGUUCCCUGUGUCCAUCUGGGAGCCAAGAUUUUAUAUCAGUUAACUUUCUGGUUAUUGUUGAAGCAGUAUGUGAUGCAAAAACAGAAGCAAAAAGAGGAGGAAUUUCUCAAAGAAGUUAUAGUACAUCAAACUGAAUUGGACACACCGCAAAAUCUGUUUGUGGAAAUAUUUAAGAGGAUCCUAGUAAAAUACUGGAUUUACUUCUGUUCCAUCAUGUUCUUUAUUGUCAGCUUCAAUGGCAAAGUGGUCCUGUAUAAAAUUAUUUACAUUAUCCUUUUUCUGUUUUGUGUGGCUUUAUAUCAGAUUCAUUAUGAAGGAUGGCGACGAGUCCUGAAAGGAUUUUGGCUGCUAAGUGUCUCCUAUUCGAUGAUAGUCCUCAUUGCUUUAUAUACUUACCAGUUUGAGAUGAUUUCUGCAUUUUUCCUAAAAACUUUGGAAAUAUCAGAGGAAACAUUAAAAGAUUUGGGCCUUGAGCGGUUCAGCACAAAGGAACUUUUUACAAAAAUUAUAUUACCCUGUGCCUUUCUUCUGGUUUGUAUCGUUCAACUGCACUAUUUCCAUAAAGAUUUCCUGAAUAUCACAGAUCUGACCAAUAUUUCUGUGAAUCCAUCUCCUUCAUCUGGCAGGUAUUAUGUGCAGACUACUGUAUUUAAUAGAGAGAGAGAGAGAGAGAGAGAGAGAGAGAGAGAAAAGGAGGGAGAGAGAGAAGCAGUGGUAAAGAGGAAUAAAUGGGCAGAGGAGUUGGAAAAUUUGGCAGUUUGCCUUCUGAAGAUCAUAGCAAUAGCUCAGGAUAUGCAGGUGUUUGCAUGGAGAUUUCUGGAGCUGCACAUCCUUAAGAUUGUGUCUACUUGCACUAUCUGGAUUACACUUCAAGAGGUGUGUUUGAUGAACUACAUUUUCUUUAUUGUGUGGACAUUUGCUAUUCCUUAUUCUAAAUUUCGUCCCUAUGCCUCAAGAAUCUGUACAUUUUGGUCUUGUGUGAUGGUCAUCUGUAAAAUGUUAUACCAGCUGAAAUUUAUCAAGCCCUGGAAUUAUUCCUCAAACUGCACUCAGGUCAGUGAACUGUAUUUGAAUAUGACUUACCAUUCUAUCAAUGUUGAUGAGUUUUUGGAGAAAUCAUCUUUGUACGUGGCACCAAUUGACCCAGCACUCUGGAUUGGAGGACUGAUGAAGUGCAGUGACAAUAUUCUUCUUGCUCUAAAGAACCAUCUUACCAUCCUGAUUCUAAUGGCUUUUGAAGCAACAGUGUAUCGCCACCAAUAUUUUUACUGGACUCAGAACCAACUAUUACCACCUGUCACAGGUAGCCUUUUUAAUAAUAUUGCCCGGCAGAACUUGGAUGAAGGGCUACUCAACUGCAUCAAAUACUUUCUCAACUAUAGUUUUUACAAAUUUGGACUGGAGAUAUGCUUUGUGGCGGCAGUUAAUGUGAUUGGGAAACGCAUGGACCUCUAUGCACUUAUCCAUGCCAGUUGGCUGACUUACCUGUUGAGCUAUCGUCAGAGGAAAGCAAUAGCCCAAAUCUGGCCCAAAUACUGUUUCUUCCUUGCCAGCAUUGUGGCCUUUCAGUAUUUGCUUUGUAUUGGUCUUCCACCUGCUUUGUGCCAAGAUUAUCCGUGGAGAAGUUCCCACUGGUUGUUCCCUUCAAAUCUGAUUAAGUGGCUUUAUUUGCCUGAUUUUGCUGAAAGACCCAAUACUAAUUUUCUCUUGUAUGAUUUCCUUCUUCUGCUUUUUGCUUCCUUCCAAUGGCAAGUUUUUGAAGAUGAGGAUCAACCUGUAGUCAGGCUGCAAGCUGGAGAUAACUCAGAGAUUAAUCAAGAUUUGGGCCCAGCAGGGCUCAGUGAAUUCAGUCGGGUACCAAACUUUAUCUAUUGCAGAUCUUAUUUGGAUCUGAUCAAAGUGUUUAUAUUCAAAUACCUCUUCUGGAUUGCCCUUUGCCUAAUUUUUAUGACUGCAACAGCCAGGAUCAACAUCUUCUGUGUAGGCUACUUGGUUGCCUGCUUCUACUUUAUGCACUUUGGACAAAGCCUUCAUCUGAAGCCCUGCAGCGACAUUCUUAGACCAUGGGACUACUUGAUUGCCUACACUACUUUGGUUAUAACAGUAAAGAAUCUUCUUGCUGUUGGAGCAUGUGCAUACCUUAAUAAAUUACAAAUAAAUUAUUGUUGGCUAAUUCAGAUCUUUGCUAUGUAUUGCACAAUACCAGGAUAUAAAGUAGAUCCACCUAAUAAUGAGAUAUGUGAAUUGCCCAAGGAUGAAGCAGGAAUCCUGUGGGAUGCAGUAUGUUUCACAGUCUUACUGAUUCAGAGAAGAGUUUUUAUGAGCUACUAUUAUCUCUAUAUUGUGACUGAUCUCAAGACUACAGAUUUCUUAGCCUCCAGGGCGGCUGAGAUGUUUGAGUUGAAGCUGAAAAAAAGGGUGAAUUCUCGGAUGGAAGAAAAUAGAAAAUCAAUGGAAAUCAUGAAAAAGCAGAUGGACCUCAUUAAACCAAAAUUUAAAAACCAAAGCUCCUGCAAAGUAUUAGAAACAGAGUCUGAUCAGAAAUUGGAUGAGGAGGAUCCAGGAGAUGAUAUCAGCAAGAUGGAAAAAGGGAAUAAAAAGAAUUGGUGGCAGCCAUGGGUGACACAUAAUUCAGUGGUUCGAAGUGGGAGCUAUUACCUUUUUGAUACAGAUAGUGAAGAUGAAGAAGAAGAACAUGAACACUCUGAAAAGAGCAAAAAAGAAUUAUUUAAAAAGAAAACAGCAUGGCAGCUUGCAUAUGAAGCCUGGAUGAGCAAUGCAAAAUCAGCUCUAAAUAUGAGAGAGCAAGAUGAAAUUAGAAGUCAAAGAAAUAAAAAGGAGGAGGAACGGAAAAAUGAGCAAUUACGAGGGGUUGAAAGAGCUAAUGUCAGUUUGGAAUCCUCUGAUGAAAAUAUAGAGAUACUGGCUUCUGAAGAGGACUUGGAUAAGUCAGAAAGUAUUGUGCAAAGAAUAAUCAACAUUAUUAAGCUUAUCUCCAUCUUGAUGCGUGCAUUGAUGGAUGGUAUUAUAGAAGCCCUUAAUUCCCUCGUUAAAGAUAAUUUGGACAUUGCUGAUGCAUUGAGAUUCAAAAAAUAUAUUCUUUGGCAACAAAUGAACAAGGGAAAUGAGGUUUCAGCAGAUAUGGUUCUACAGCAUUACAGAUUUGAGAAUAAUCAGCCAGUUUACAGCGAAUAUAAAGCCAAAGUAAUAGGAACUGAGGAAAGCCAAGGCAAGGUAUCUGAAUCUUCACCGACUGAGAAUACUGAGCCUUUUUCUGUGCAACUCAGGAAAUCCAGUGAAACUGACAAAGAUGUAAUGGGGAGUGAGAAGAUAGAAGUGGGAAAUGAAAAAGAAGCCCUUUCCCAAAGAUUCACUCUGAUCACUUCCUGGGCAGAACCUGCCGUUCUUUCCAUCUCUCCAUCAGAAAUUCAAGAGUGUGCAGAUUCCUUAUUCACUAGAAGUCCAAAAGCCAACAAGCCAUUAGAUGAAAUAUCUCCUAUGAUGACAACCACUGAGCUGGUGCUUAACAGUAUCAGUGCAGAAGCACCAUUUGCUUUGCCAAAUAUAAUUGGGAUUGAGAAGAAAGAUGGAUAUGCACAGUAUGAUCUGGUGCAGCUCCUAGCCUUGUUCUUGCACAGCGUGCUUUGGAUUUAUCGGCCUAUCAAGCAGUUCUUCUAUGACAUCAUUUAUCCUGAGAGCAGCCCAGUCCGUGAUAUCUAUGUUUUCAUCUUCAUUGCUGAUGUGAUUAAUUUUAUUAUUACCAUCUUUGGACAUGGGGCAUUUGGGAGGCAUUCAGAGGAUGAUAUAGCAGAAUCCCUUUUGGAAGAUGAAGUCCCUGGACCUUGGCUUGUGAUACUCUUGAUACAGUUUGGCACCAUAAUAAUUGAUAGGGCACUCUACUUAAGAAAGAACACGUUUGGGAAGUGUGUUUUCCAAAUGAUCUUGGUCUUUGGCGUUCAUAUUUGGAUGUGUUUCAUUUUGCCACAAGUAACACAAAGGAGAUUUAACAGGAAUAGAUUGGCUCAGCUGUGGUAUUUGGUCAAGUGCAUUUAUUUUGGUUUGUCCGCAUAUCAGAUCAAAUGUGGCUACCCAAAUCGGACCAUGGGCCACUUUUUAACCAAGAAUUACAACUAUAUAAACCUCCAUUUAUUUCAAGGAUUCCGCAUACUACCUUUCUUGAUUGAGCUGAAGGCUACUAUGGACUGGGUCUGGACUGAUUCUACACUCAGCUUGUCCAGUUGGAUCUGCCUAGAGGAUAUUUAUGCAAAUAUUUUCAUUCUAAAAUGUCAGAGAGAGUGUGAAAAAAAAUAUCCCCAACCUCCUGGGCAGAAGAAGAAACCAAUUAUGAAAUAUGGGAUGGGUGGCUUCACUAUCUUCUUACUUGUCUUCAUUGUAUGGUUCCCACUUCUUCUUAUGUCAUUGAAAUCUGUGGCAGGUGUCACCAACCAGCCUCUGGAUGUUUCUGUCAAAAUUACCAUCAGUGGUUAUGAGUCCUUGUUCACUAUGAGUGCUCAGCAACAAAAUCUGGUUCCUUUCACUCAUGCAGUAUAUAAUCAAUUCACUGCUCAAUAUGCUCUCUAUCCUUCUGCCUCAUACUUUAUAGAUCGCUAUAGCCCAGAGGACAUUGUAAUUGCUAAAAUAAAAGGCAAUGCCAGCCUGCUUUGGAGCAUCAGUCCAGGGAAUCGAAAAGCUAUGAUCACAGAGCUCUCCAAUUCCUCUGCAGUGUAUGUCAACUUUCACUGGACUCUUACCAGGAAUGCUUCUCUUGUGACGAAUACUGAAGCAUCUGGUGUACGUACUGUGCGAUAUGGAGAGAAGGAAAUAAGGGACCAAAUCGUUCACAUGCUCUCUGGGACUCGGACUGAACCAAUAAUUCCCCAGUCAGAACCCAGGUCUUUGCUCCCUGUAUUACAAGACGUAAAUAGAAUUAAUAUCAGCACAGGCAUGUGUUUUGUUAUGAGGAAGAAAGUGCGGGAAGCAGAGACUAACUUGUUUUCAACAGUUCAUUCCCAGAAGUUAGAAGACAUUGAUGCGAUGGCCUUCUUCAGAAAUAUAACCAUAAAGCUGCAGCGUUUGCCAGACAAGGAGUCUUCAAGUCAUGUUUCUGAAUGGUGGAUUGUUAAAGAGCAGAAGCCUCUCUGUUUGGAUAACAGAUGCAGCAAGAAUAUGGAGAUUAUAAUUUGUAACGAUAAAGUUAGUCCUUCUGGUCUGGGAUUCGUCACUGCAUAUGGCAUUGCCGGUCUCUAUAUGUCAUUUGUUUUGGUUAUUGGGAAAUUCAUCCGAGAGUAUUUCAAUGGCCUCUCGCGUUCCAUCAUGUUCGAAGAGCUGCCCAAUGUGGACCGCAUCCUGAAACUGUGCACAGAAAUCUUCUUGGCCAGAGAGGCUGGAGAAUUGGAGCUAGAAGAGCAGCUUUUUGCUAAACUCAUCUUUCUGUACAGAUCACCUGAAACGAUGAUCAAAUGGACCAGAGAACGCAAGGAAAAAUAAAAAAAGCAACAUGGAUGGGAGAUUACCCCUAAGGAACUCUACAAAAAACGGGGCCUGUACUUGGGAGUUGGGCAUCAUUCCACAGGACAUCAAGGCAAUGUUGUUUUGGUGUAUUGGAUAUUUAUUGUACAUGUAUUGCAUUAGGGAGGUGUGCAACUAUAUGUGAGAUUUAAUAUCCAGGGUGUGAUAUGCAGUUUUAUAUUGCACAGAUGCUGAACAGUGAUUUAGGCCAGGGAAAAUCCUCAGUGAGUGGAAAAUGCUCCUAUGAUUCUCCCCCCCUUUUGAUUGUAUGCAGUCAGUUGAACAGGGCAGUAAAAUUAGCAAUGAAUUAGGAAUUACGUCUUUAAUUUGUCAAAUAAUUGUGGCAUGAACAAAAUGAAAUGUUACAUAGGCAUACAAAUAAAAUACAGUUUUGUAUCCUGGGACUUUCUGUGUUCUCUCUUGCCCACUAAGAUUCCCAGAUCGUCACGUCCAUGUUUAGUGGUAGAUAUUCCCAUAUGGUGGUAGAACACAGAAUAAUGACUUUGCCCUAGGAAAACAAGAGUCUGCCUGAAGGUUAAAAAGUUUUCCUAAUAGUGACAGCACUUUAAUAAUGGAACCAAUUAUCUAUAAAGAUAAUAACUCCCUUAUGCUGGAUAUAUUCAAGCAGAAACUGAAUAUCUGUCAUAGACGCUAUGAUUCUUGCAGUGAAUACCUAAUUGGAUACUCAUUAACACUAAGGUUUUAAUGUUAGUAAUGGGUUAAAAGAUAGCAUGGUCCUACUUUAGGCCUUUGACACAAAAGGUAAAGUAAAAAUGCAUUAGAUCCAGCCAACCCAGCCCUUUGUUUCCAGAAAGGGCUGGCUCUUCUUGGAACCACCAUGGUCCCAAUUGCUCUCAUGACCUAUGAGUUAUUAACUGCUCCAGUUGCAUUUAGCUGCCUUCCAUCAAUAUAGCAAUCUGUGUAUCUUCCAUAAAUUUCUCUAACAUCUUUGGAACACCUUCAGGGAUUAGCAGAAAAAAUGCAUUGUAAAUCUGA
Molecule: messenger RNA, 6675 nt
Organism: Thamnophis elegans (Western terrestrial garter snake)
Lineage: Eukaryota; Metazoa; Chordata; Lepidosauria; Squamata; Natricidae
Product: piezo-type mechanosensitive ion channel component 2-like
Exons: 37
Coding region: 1-5658 (1885 amino acids)
Source: RefSeq, a predicted model, not a curated record